Amoebophrya sp. A120 is the source of this 3597-nucleotide messenger RNA. NCBI's taxonomy places the organism in Eukaryota, Dinophyceae, Syndiniales, Amoebophryaceae. The record is from the annotation of a GenBank genome assembly.
UCGAUCUUGAUCUUCAGUAGGGUUCACGCAGUUCUGUUAUUUUCAAUUUUUCUACGACUUUCAUGUAUACACGCAGAGAUAGCUGGUACCCCUAUUUGGUAUCCUGUUUCUGGGGUACCCGGGAGCCGUUUCCUCCCUCGCUGGGUAUAAGCGAAUUCGCCCGUAAGGGUCCCGUCUAGGCGGUGUGAAAAUGUUUGUUGUCUGCGAAACGUAAACCUUUUCUGUUGUCUGCUGAAACGUAAACACUUCAAAAACAAAUCUGUACCACAACAUACACACCAUGACGAAAUUCUUCGCUUCUAUUAAAACGGAAUCGGAUUGUUCCGAAUCCCAUUCCCACCGACGUCACAAGUGUGACGGACCACGGAGAGCAGCGGUGGCAACACCUUCUCUGCAACUACUGAUGGCGGCGGCGGUCGUCAAGAUUGCCGUGCUGCAAAACAUUUUCUUUGACAAUGAACCAAGAAAUGCCAUUCCUGUGUUGGUUCAUGCUCGCUUGCUAGAACAAGCGGAAUGGCCGCGGAUUCAGGUGGCGGAGGAGGCGCUGCUGUUUCUGCAGGAAGAGUGGCACAACGCAGGUGGUGGCCGCCCAGGAUCAACAUCAGGAGGGAAGAAGUCCUUUUCUUUCUCUGACAAUGUGCUACUGACUUCGGCCGGUACUUCGGGCAGACGGGCCGCGGGUUUUACUUCCGAAGACGGUGCGUGGACAAAGAACGCCACAGCGAUUUCUGCCAGUCGUGGUCCAGAAAGCAGCUUGUUUGCUGGCACCAUCUCUGGCUUUCCGGUGCUGCGUUCGUGGGUCACUUCUGAAAAAGAUCCGGCGUCGAGCGAGGACGAGCGCGCCACAGGUCGUGACAGCACGACCGACGAUCUUGCAGACGACCCAGUCACAUCUUCACGUCGACCGGCCCUCGCUGAUGAAAACGGCAAGGAGGAUCAACUCGUUCUGCACUGGGAAAAAAAGAUUCUGUCCAAAGCCAAGGCGCGGUCGAUUUUUGACCGCCCGGUGAUAGCGAUUGCACCAGCACUAUUUGCGUCAUCUCGCUCUGGUUCUGUUUCUGGUGUAGUGAAAUUGUUCCAGCACAACGCUGCACAAGCCGCGUCCACAUCUGGUGUACUUUUUCCCCCGACCCUGUACGCCGAUGGGAAGUAUUCAAUGGAGAUUCCGAAAGACGCAAAAUUUCCCACAUUCUUCGCUCCGUGCGAGGUGCGGCGAGGCGACCAGCACCCGGCUGAAGAGAUGAGGUCAUCAAGCGUCAAUGAUCAUGGCGCUCAGGACGAGACCUCCGACGGAAAGAGGAUGCUCGAGCAAAAGCCCGGUUUCGACAAGAAGCCCAGCCUGCAGUUGGCGGACCUGCUUCCUGACUUCUUCAGCAAAAUUACCACGAAAACCAAUGGUGAUAACAAGAAUAUUGUCGAGCCAAAUAGUACAACGGAAGAACCACAAAAUAAAAAGCUGCGGCCUAUCGGGCGCGGGCGCAUGUCUGUCGUUCACGAAGCCGUAUUCGAGGGAAUGCGCGUUGCCGUCAAAAGAUUUGCUUUCGAACAAUCACCGAAAGGAGCUCCUUCACAACACAACAUGUACCUCUACCGCACGGUUCUCCAAGCCGCAAAACAGGAAUGUUCCUGGGCGAGGAAGAUUUUCGAGACCAAGCACCCCGCGGCGAGAUUCUUCGUCCGGUGCUUGGCGACGAACCUGCCGGGGUUGCGACCACUAGAACGAAGAGGAGGACUACCGCUGCAUACUGCCGGGCAUGGAGAAGAAGAUGAGAGGACGUCAACGAGGAUCUCGAUGGCGCAGCAUCAAUCCGCAUUUGUUGCACCUGCUGGUCAAAAAGCUGCUGCUGAUGCAAGUAAAGAGGAAUUAUCCUCGCUUGAUACAACUAUGACUUCCACUGCUGGUAAACAGCUUUUCGUGAUCAUGUCCUACGGGGGGAAAUCGGAGUUCCCUUCUUCGCCCUUAAUACCACCUUCGUCCAGCGAAGUAGAUUUGAAUGUCGAAAGCCAACAAGAUCUGACCGCCCCAAGGAUCCUGGCGCAGCUGACCGAGGCGAUCAACUUUUUGCAGACCAAACUGCAGGUGGCACAUCACGAUCUGCGGAGAGAAAACGUGCUGUUUGAUGAGGAGAGUCAGGAAAUUCGGAUUUUGGGCUUCGGUGGCAUGCGGUCUUUCGAUGAUAAAGAGAUGGAACAAGACACAUCAACUUCAGAAGGCAAAGAACAAGAAGAAAAUCUAAAUCUCUACGAAAAUCCUGUCAUGAUGCCGAAAGAAGCCUACAAUGACGUGCUCUGGACGCCAACGUUUGCGUCGCAGGAGUUUGAAACGGGGAAUGCGACGUGUGCGCUUUUUGACGAGAAAAUGGAAGAGGAGAAAAAGUUAGAACACAAACUUAUUCUCCGCACCUACGACUUCUUCUCCCUGGGUGUUUUGUUUUCCGAGAUGUUUUUGCUGAAUAAAGCAAGCACGGCUAUGAAUUCUCGUGCAGCCAGUUCAUCUGCGUCUGCACUUCUUACGACACCAAAAAGUGGCACAUCAAAUGCCCAACGACCGGCUACAACAAGAAGUACUAACCUCAUUGCGGAAAAGUACACCGUGUUUUGCUCGAGUUCGGUACUGCGGCCCGAGAACCAGUUGAAUUGCCUGGCCAAGGCCGUUCCCUACUUCAUUGAUUGGGAUAAAUUGAAACACGACAUGCAGACCAGCACGCUGUUGACGGUGCAACUAUUCGAAGCGGCGAAAGUGCAGCAGAUGAAAACAGAAGCAAAAACAACUUUCUCCCCCACCGUCGUGCAGAAGAACACGCCACCACCAGCACCAUCAUCGUGGAACGGCGCCGCGCAACUGACGCAAGACAGUGAGUUUGUGUCUAUCUUCUGCGACAUCUGGCGCGGGUUGUUUCUCGAGCCGGAGAAAAGGUUUGAGGCGUUCCAGAACUUAGUCGCCCUGUUCAAGCCACUGUGGAGCAAUAGGUCAGCAAAAACACCAGAGCGAAGCAGAAGCAAAAGUAGCCCGCCGUCAACAUCUAGAAGUACUUCCACCGGGUCUUCUGGCAGAACUUCCUCUUACCUCGAGAGCAACAGCACAGAAGGAAUUCUUUCUGCGUCACAAGGUUCCACCUCUCCGCUUCUUUCGCGUGCUGGUGCUACUAGGGAGAUAAUGGGCAUUGUCACGUCUUCACCGGAGCUGCUGUCUUCCAAGAACAACAGUACAAGCACUGAGACCACUGCCGGGCGGGAAGAAACGCAAGAAGAAGUUUUCAGUUUGUGAUUCUCUAGCUACCGGAGGCGGAGCAGCGCGGCCACGAGUAGCUAGUAAGUUCGGUGAGAGCUGCUGGGCAGGCGUAGUUGUAGUUGUAUUCUACUAUCAGUAUCAGGAUGGAGUUGUACGAGUAUGAGUAAGUUUUAGUAGAGUUCUUGUUUGAGUUUCGUCAUGGUGAGUAUGGAUCACGUGGAUUGAUCAUUCCUUUUCUAAAAAUCUGUUGUCUGCGAAACGUAAAGGUACAAAGAGCUUGUCUAGCGGAGUUCUCAGUAUUCAGAAGCCAUAACGUAAAGCUUUUGUUUUAGAGGCGGCCCCACUUUUGGUCGUGCGUGAGGAGC